CGCACAUCUACAAACAUGAGUUCGGCUCUUCUGGAUCGACCCGUCCAAUUACGACACGAUGAUGGCGAUGGAGACGAUUUCGAUGAGGAGGCUUCUGUCCAGAACAACAGCGAGGUAGAUCAGUCUGCGGACAGUGAUUCUGGCGCGACUGGCUCAGAAUCUAUCGACGAGGACGACGAUUCAAGCUCCGAGCCCGAAGAAGAUUCCGCACUGAAAGAUAUCAGCUUCGGGGUUCUGGCUAAAGCCCAAGAAACCUUCGACCCUCGGCAACGCAAAAGGAAGUACGAGGAGGCUACUCAAGACGCAAUAGCCGACACAGGAAAGAAUGAAGAAGACAAUUUCGAUACCCGGAAAAGAUCCAAAGAAGCACGAAUCGACGCACCCAAGAGAUCUUCUAAACAUGCCCCUGUGAUUGAAUCUGCGCGCAAGCCUGUGUCGCGGAAAAGAACAAUUUUCGAGCCGCCUGCAGCGCAGAAAUUCCGAGAUCCCCGAUUUGACCCUACAGUGAUGUCGGCGAACAGAGAUAGGAAUACUGCUGAAAAAGUGAAUAAGAAUUAUGCAUUCUUGACACAGUAUCAGGCAGCGGAGAUCCUGGAUUUGAAGACGCAGAUCAAAAAGGCCAAAGAUCCAAAUGUUGUGGCUGACCUCAAACGAAAAGUCAUGUCGCUAGAGUCCAAGGUGCGCAAUGCUGAGAUGCGACAGAAAGAGGAAGCCAUCAAGAGGAGGCACAACCAGCAGGAGAAAGAAGCCCUUCGCACUGGACAGAAGGCCAAACCCUACUACUUGAAAGAAGCCGAUGUCAGGAAAUUAGCCAAAGAAGAGCGUCUGCAGAGUCUGGGCAAACGGGCCAGAGACAAAGCCGAGAAGAGAAGACAAAAGCGUGAAAAGGGUAAAGAUGCGAGGGACAUGCCACGAUUUAGGCGUGAAGGAUGAUGAGAUUUGGGUAUCUGCCACUCAACUUGUCCUACACAUUAACCAAGCGCGCUGGUGACUGAAUGAGAUAUGUUGCUACAUGCUCCCAAAGUACCAUGUUGGACCGAUGCAUGUUCACUUAUUUGAUUCUACGACUUCAUCUCCAUGUCAACGACCAGCUUUCCACCGACACCUCGAUGAUAAUCUUCCACCAGCUCAUUCAACUUCUCCAGGGGAUAUGUCCUGGUCUUUGCUCGGACGCCGUACUUAGCGGCAAAGUCCACCAUAGCCUGCAGCUGGUGAUUGCGCCCGGUCAAUACGCCAACAAGCUUGAUAUGUCUAAAGACCAAGUCUCCAGGCUUGAAACGCCAACCAUCCUUGGGGAAGCUCACACACACACAUGUCCCGUGGCUCUUCAAGACACUCAUACCGAAGUCGAACGCGGCCUGUGACUCUGGCAGGAUCACACUGGAUUCGCAGCCCUUUUGAUUGUCGAGCCCCGGUGAUGCGGCUCCGAAGAUGCGUCGUUUCGCGUCCUCCACAUUCUCCUUUAACGCAUCGACAGGGAUAACAUUCUUGCCGUCCUCACCGAGUUCUUUGAUCACGCCGUCCAACAUGGCCAUAGCUGGCGUUGUGUCCACGGCCAGAACCUUCCAGCCGAGUCUCGCAGCAAAUUGCACACCUAAAUGUCCCAAGCCGCCACCAGCUCCGAGGAUUGCGACAGCCUUGUCUCCCUUACCCCUGUCGCCUCCUUCCAUGUUCAAUCCCGCUGCUCCCAGCGCGUUCCAAACCGUGACGCCUGCACACAUGAGAGGGGCGAUGUCUACGGCUUUCAUGGCUCCGCCACUCGGCACGCGCGCGACUUGCCUCACGUCAACGAGGCAAUAAUCUUGGAAACCUCCGUCCCUCGUCAACCCGAGGUUAGACCCCUUUGGGCACCAGACUCCGUACCCUGGAAGAUCACCGCCAUUGUCCACGCACUCUUCGCAGGUUCCGCACGGGCCGAACGCACGACCUGGAACGCCGACCAGAUCUCCCUGCGAUAUCCCCUUGGUUUUCGCCACGGACUUGGCAUCGUCGCCCAACGCCUCGACGAUUCCGGCAAACUCGUGCGAUCCUACCCGAGGAAGACCCUGUUGCAUGGCGCCCGCAACGAAGACGGCGUCUGUGUGGCAGUACGACGCGGCCGUGACGCGGAUGAGCAUUUCAUGACCCUUUGGAGGUGCAGGCCGAGCGAAGUCUGUCUUGAGCGUGUAGGGUUGAUUGAAGGCCUCGAGGACUUGUGCACGCAUUGUGCCUGUGGUUGUUGUCGUUGUCGUGCUCGACAUUGUCCUGGCGCUUGUCCUUGAAUUCCGACUCUGUCCGGUAUGGUGUUGGUAUCGGAAUCGCGCGGUACGAAUCCCGAGUUCGAUAGAACGGCAGUCUCGAAGACCAAUACGAUUGAAAGUGCCUAGUACCGGCGUCGAGAGCGUGGGGCGCCUCCCCUGUGCGGCGAGCAGCGAAGUGAAUAGAGCAAUGUUGAAGUUGAAGUGUUGCUCGGGUUCGUGCUUGUGCUUGCCGAGUUUAGUUUUCGUCGACUUCUUCUUCGCGUCGUACUCUGAACCCGAAACCACCUUUUUCAGUGAAAUACGAAACGGGAACAGGAUCAAUUGAGAACCUCGAAACCCACAACAUCGUGGUUUACCGGCAACGGUGGUGGUGGAGAGAAAGGUGAAAUUUGGAGAAAGCCCUCUUUGCACCCGCCAGCCUCGCUUCCUUCUCCAACUCGAAGAAUUGGGGCAAGAGGAACUUCAGUAACGAGUACGGAAUACUAACACCUACAAAGGUUCGCGAGGUACGGACUAAACACGUGCGAGGUAUUGUCCGUAACUACUACACAUGACAUGACAAGCAUCCUGUGCGAGCCCCCGGAAUUGGAAAAAAAAGCAACCCACUCGACAUUGUUGUUUCAUAAGACGGUACUCCGUAUGAUCCGACACAACAAAGUGCGUACUCGUGUACUCUUGAUGUAUUAAUAGUACAUGCCUGUCGAGGUCUACACGUUACCAACAACGUCAAACUUGUUGAUGGCAUGGCGGCUCCCAAGACCGUCAAGCCGCAGAGUAUACUCCGUAUGGAUUAUACAAUAAACAUAACAAAGGAAAAUGAAGCGAGCAUUUCACAAGCAAAUCAAUGCUUUUUGGAAUUUUCUCUGCAAUCCUACGAGUACCCUACCCCUGUUGUAGGAGUAGCCUCAUCAUCUUGACAGGAACAUACACACAUGAGGCCAUCAUCCAACACCAACAACAGAGUCCUACCAAUAAAAUCCUGCAACUCUUGGUGCCGUAACCCAAAGACGUCGCUUGACAACCCAAACCAAAAUCAAAUCCAAUGCAAAACCUCCCUCAGCCAUUCGUCGCUAAUCAUCUGUGAGUAUUAGAACUAGUCCCAGUCCAGCCAGUCCUUUUGUCAUUACAUGAUACUGCCCGUUCAAAGACAUCCAUCCCAUGUAGCAAAAUAUUCAGAUCCAG
Messenger RNA from Exophiala oligosperma, 3422 nucleotides. RefSeq lists its product as uncharacterized. Lineage: Eukaryota; Fungi; Ascomycota; Eurotiomycetes; Chaetothyriales; Herpotrichiellaceae. Gene Ontology annotation, cellular component: nucleolus; 90S preribosome. The transcript is spliced from 2 exons. The record is from RefSeq and is a predicted model, not a curated record. Gene Ontology annotation, biological process: maturation of SSU-rRNA from tricistronic rRNA transcript (SSU-rRNA, 5.8S rRNA, LSU-rRNA). Bases 16 to 933 code for a protein of 305 amino acids.